GACCAGGAUGAAAUCACUGGCCUCAUUGCAGAUCAGCUGCGAUUGCAUUAUUACCGGUGAUUUGCAUGCAGCCCCUCUACGGCUGGGCUUGUCGUCUAAUUGACCGUGUGCACGAAGUAGCGACUGAGUCGGCAGGAAUAGCCGGAGACGUCCACUCAAGACCAACCAUGGAGGUCCAGUUCCUGGAACAUCUACGGCACUCACUACUGCUUGAUAGAAACAAAGACCUGAUCAUAGACAAGCUGCUGAGUCUCACCAUGGAGAUUAUAGGUCUGCUGACUAGAGAGGAUUUCAUUGUUGUGAGAAAAUCGGGUGAGCAGGUGACAGACAUCAGCGGCCCCCCUGUGUCAGACAGAAGCAGCGGCACCCAGAGCCCAAACACGGAGGCUCCGUCUCAUGUGCCAACAGAGGACAGGAACCAUGACAGGAUUAUCCAGGCACCUACUGAGGAAUCUCACAGAGAGACAGAACAGGUGCCUGGGAAGUGUAAUGAUGUGGAGGUCUCGUUCUCUGUGACAGAGUGGGAUUAUUCAGGCGGACACAAGGACGUUGAAAUGGACCCUCCUCAGCUGCGUGACUCAGUGGGUGAAUGUAGCUCUAGAAGCCCCCCAGAACGAUGUGAGACCCCUCUGCAUUCUCGGGAUUGUAUAAAGGAAGAGAACCGGAUUCUCAUAGAGGAUUAUCAGGCGGAGACGGGACACAGGAUGUAUCACCCGCAGUGUAAGGAAGAGGGGCCCAUCCCUGAUCCCACCAGCUCAGGUGGGUGCAGCUCUAGAAAUCCCGCAGACCCCUGUGAGACCCCUCUAUACUCUCCGGGCUGUAUAGAGGAAGAGAACAGGACUGUGACACAGGAAUAUCAGGAUGAGCUGGGAGGCGUGAUAUAUCACCGGCAGUGUAAGGAAGAGGCCGUUCCUACUGAGAUCAGCCCAGGUGGGUGUAAUCCUACACAUCCCGCAGACCCAUGUGACACCCCCCUCUAUUCUCCGGGGUGUAUGGGAGAAGAGAACAGGAUGAUCAGCCAGAAUUAUCAGGCUAUACUAGAAGACGGGAUGUGUUACCAGCAAUGUAAAGAAGAGGCCGUCACCGCUGAGAUCGGAUCAGGAACGGAGGGUGGUGUAGAGCUGGAUGCUGGUGAUCACCAAGGGCUGCAGGAAUUCUUCCCAGAGUCCAGUGCAGGUCCGCACGCCUCCUCACACUAUCCUGAGAAGACGCAUCAGUGCUCGGAGUGUCAGCAAUGUUUCCUUAAUCAUUCAGCCCUCGUCACCCAUCAGCAAACGCAUAGUGCCAGUAAUCUGUAUAGGUGUUCGAUGUGCGGAGUGCGUUUCAGCUCCAGAUUGGCCCUUACCGCCCACCAGCAAUCACACGCCGAGAACAAAAUGCUCCAUCGUCCUUAUAGCGGGAAGUCUUUGCACCAGAGGUCACAUCUUCUGUCAUAUGGGAGGACUCACACCGGGGAAAGCCCAUUCUCAUGUCCGGAGUGCGGGAGAUGCUUUGAGAAAAGAUCUACGUUUGUUAGGCACUGGAGGAUACACUCUGGCGAGAAACCGUUCAAGUGCACGGAAUGCGGGAAGCGCUUCACCCAAAGCUGCACCCUUGUGAAGCAUCACCGCACUCACACCGGGGAGAGACCGUUCGUGUGCUCUCAGUGCGGACGCUGCUUCUCUCAGAGCUCAAAUCUUGUUCGCCACCAGAUAAUUCACUUCGGGGGGAAAUCUUGACAUCUUUUGUGUUCUAGGGCGAAUGGACAGUUAUUGGGAUAAAUUAGGAUUGUUUACGAGCUGCAGAAAAUAUUAACUCACAUCACUCCUUUAUCCACCAAAGGAGUUUUAUUCAUCAGGUUCAGAUUUUCCAGGUUUAUGGAUUCAUUUGCACAGGAUGGAAAAUAAAACAAAUAUCCCGUCAUGGCCAGGACUUCUGCCAUUAUCUUUCAUUCAAAACGUUUAUAUUCGGCUCCUUAAAUACUUGGUUUAUCUUUCAUGUUUUCUGUAAAGUGGAUAAGAUAAUGUUUGGUCAUGUCGGCAAAGCUGCAUCAUCUGCCGACUGCACUGCACACCCUGUCGUUAUCCCCUAUCUCCAGGAGCAGGACCGGCGUGUGUUAUCACUUAUGUCUGUCGUAGACGACACAGCAGAUGGGCAGACACAUUCAUUAUAAACCAAAUAAAGGGAGAAUAUUACUAUAUUUUAUUCAUUAGGUGGCACAAGGGUUCUUAGCGCCGUACACAAUAAAACAGUAAAUAAAUUCACAUUGGUAGAUCCAAAAAUACAGAGAGUAGUUAGCAUCAUUAUGUAAAGACAAAGGGAAGAAGGAGCUUGCAAUCUAUAGAGGAUAUGGGUGGACAGAGGCUGCAGAGUUAGGAGGAGGGUGGUAAAUUAGAAUGAAGAAAUUAGUUUUAAGGGGAGGCUGGGAGAGAGUCUGAGGGAGGGAAGGACUGGCAUUGCAGAGAUUAGGAGCAGCUCAGGAGAAAUCCUGAAUGUGAGAGUGGGAAGCAGCAGUCAGGGAGGUGAGACAGCAGUCAGAGUGCAGAGGGUGGGAGAGAGCAUGUGAGAAAAUGAGGCUGGAGACAUAGGGAGGAACCAUGAGCUCUAGAGCUUUGUAGGUGAAAGAGAGAGGAGCUUUUGUUUGAUUUGGAGGCGGAUGAGAAGCCAGCAGAGGUGGAGUGAUGAGAGAAGAAAAUGAGGUGGGCAGCAGAGUAGCAGAUAGCCUGGAGAGGAGUGAGGCGGGGGUCAGCCAGGCCAGAUGAUAGCAGAUUACAGUAAUCAAGGCGGGAAACAAUGAGGACGCGGAUUAAAGUUUUAGUAGCUCCCGUGGGAGGAUCGGCCUGAUUGCUAGACAUUAAACUUGAUAGAGGAGAGUGAGACGUUGCCAUCAGAGAGAGGAAGGGUGGGAACAGAGGGAUCGUGGCUGGUGGAAAGUUUAGUUUUUGAAAUAUUAGUCUAUUUUUGUACCACUAAUUACCCUGUACUGUAAGAGCCUGAUACAGAGUUAGAUGCAGUUUACACCAAAAGCUUUGGCUCAAAUGGCCUCUGACAGGGACAGGCGAUGUGCGUAGCAUGCAGCAGGGUGACAUCAGAGCAUUGGAAUUCUAUCAAUAUUUCUACAAGGUCAUCUCUUCACCGUUUUUGUCACAGGUUCCAAAAGUAAUCAUCGUUGUAUCAGGGUUUUCUGCUUGCUUAUUUAUAUCUUAACCCAGGUAAUGCCUGGUGGACCCCCUGAAGACUACUCCCUAUACAUCCCAGGAAUUGGAUCUGAAAUACAAUGAUGGUGACUGAUUGUUGAGUGUGAGUGAGUGAGUGAGUGAGUGAGUGUGUGUGUGUGUGUGUGUGUGUGUGUGUGUGUGAUUUCUUAUUAAGGUCACUAAUGCCCCCCCCCCCCCCCAAGGGGUGCAGGAAGAGCCUUAGUCCUGGCCGUGCAGGGCUGGUCCUUUCUAGAGGAGGCAGAUUAUGAUUUGUGGGCACGUUGCCCUACGGGAAUACUGCCCAGUGUUGAACAGACGCUGUUGCAUUGAAACCCCCAUGCUUCUGGUUUCCCUGCUAUAGUGCCAGUAGCUGGCUGGCAAAGCCAUAACGUGUUUUCAGAAGGACCCCAUGUUUUUUGCCCCCCAAUGGCAUCCUACACCAAUAUUACCGGUUAGCAAGGGUUAAAGAGCAGAUGAGCCAGGAAGGUGGAACGUCUGCUGGACAGCACGGGCUCUAAUAUCCGUUGCCUACAGAUUCCACAUCAUCAUAAACUUGGGAAGGUGGAAAUUCUGAAGGUUAUUAGAAAGAACGUCUUCUGGCUUGUAACGUUGGGAGGCGUCCAGAGCUUGGCAGGCUUAGGAAGGGAGUUUGGAUUUUACAUGCAUACCACAAGUAUAUACAGAAGCUCCUUACUUAACGGCCAACCUGUUUAGUGACCGCUCGGACUUCUGACCAGUUCUCCGACCAGCUGGUAUAUCAUAUUUAUAAUUUUCUGUUCUGUAUUUUUAUGUUCUGUAAUACUGUACAGUAUGUAAGAGUAAGUAUGUAAGAGUUAUGCAAAGUCAAACAAAGUUACCAAGUUGGAUCUUUUCUU
This is a messenger RNA of Pseudophryne corroboree (corroboree frog), 4051 nucleotides long. RefSeq names its product oocyte zinc finger protein XlCOF7.1-like. The record is from RefSeq and is a predicted model, not a curated record. Gene Ontology annotation, biological process: regulation of transcription by RNA polymerase II. Gene Ontology annotation, molecular function: DNA-binding transcription factor activity, RNA polymerase II-specific; RNA polymerase II cis-regulatory region sequence-specific DNA binding. The transcript has 12 exons. The coding region runs from base 66 to 1718 and encodes 550 amino acids. Lineage: Eukaryota; Metazoa; Chordata; Amphibia; Anura; Myobatrachidae. Gene Ontology annotation, cellular component: transcription regulator complex; PcG protein complex; chromatin.